AUUGAACCUUUAUCUACUGAUAAGGAUAGAGGCCAAUAUAAUUCUUAUCUUACUAGGACUACUGAAAAAUGGCGUCCAUAACCAAAUGGAUUGGUCUUUUUGUCCUCAUUGGUUGUGCAGACGCUUGUCUGGAUGGUUGGAUAAAACAUGGUGAUGAAUGCUUCCUGUUCAGUCAUAACCAGAUCACGUGGACGGAAGCCAUGGAUAUGUGUCAAUUUUUCGACAGUAAAUUAGCAGAACCACAAACAGCAGAGUUGGACGGAUUCAUUGGUAAACAAGCUGUUAAGAACCACCGUAAGUACUGGCUGGGUGGCACGGACAUAAUGCAUGAGGGCCAUUGGAUUUGGAUGUCAAAUUUAGAGGCUAUAACGUAUACUAAUUGGCAUGCACCGGAUCCUAACAACGGUAACCAAGGAGAGGAUUGUUUGCUGAGCAAUUGGUUUGGAAUAGGAGGUUGGGCAGAUGGUGAAUGCGAAUGGAAAGAAUAUUACAUCUGUCAACGAAUGGACGAAUCUGUGGGUUCCGGUAUCAUUGGAUAAAAAGUCCUUAGGGUACUGUGUUGCUGUAAUAGUAGAAGCGAAGGAUACAUAUAACCUUACAUUUUAUUAUUCUCUUUCUGUGUCUGAUUUCAUCUAAUAAAGAACAGUUGUGUUAAAACAAGA
This is a messenger RNA of Pecten maximus, 662 nucleotides long. Its product is annotated as perlucin-like protein. The transcript is spliced from 5 exons. Bases 69 to 539 code for a protein of 156 amino acids. Lineage: Eukaryota; Metazoa; Mollusca; Bivalvia; Pectinida; Pectinidae. The record is from RefSeq and is a predicted model, not a curated record.